AGGAAGUGACGAGAGAUUCGUGCAUUCGUUGGGCCAGCCGCUGCAUGAAGGAUGGGACGUGAGCGCGGAAUAAAUUGAGCAGGAGGAGAGGAAGGUGGAGUGGGUUGGGUCAGGGAGAGUCCGUCCCCGGACAAUGCACCCGUGCUGUUGUUGCUUUUAGUGCUGCUGCAAUUCGAUACACUGUCGGAACGCGGCCAUUGUUGCAUUCGGGGCCCGCGUUCCAUUCCGCAGCGCGCGCCCAGUGAGCCGACUUGCAGCGACCCUGCAGCCGGUUGCUCUGCGGGCGGUGGAGCGUCCCCGGACGUCUCGACCCGGUGAGGAGGAGGGGAGGGGGGCGGUGCUAGUGACGUGAGCGAGGGCCGCGCGAUCGGAAGAUCUGCCCGGGCCGCGCGAGGCGGUUGGACGAGGCGGGCGCGCGGCGAUGAUGCGGGCGCUGCUGACUGGCUCGUGCCGUGGGGCCACCGGCUGCCUGGGUCUGAGCCAGCGCUGGGCUGCAACUUCCCGGACACUGGGCGCAGCAGCAGCAGCCGCCCGGGCUACACAACCACCCCAACACCGUGCAUGCAGCUCGCUGGCACACCAGCCUUCCUGGUAUAUUGGAAAGAGGAGCACAGCAACCAUGCCAGAAAUAAACAUGGACAACCUGGAUGCCAAACAGGUCCAGCUCUUGGCUGAAAUGUGCAUCCUCAUUGAUGAGAAUGAUGUAAAAACCGGAGCAGACACAAAGAGAAAUUGUCAUCUUAAUGAAAACAUUAAUAAAGGUUUGCUUCACAGAGCCUUCAGCGUUUUUAUCUUCAACAAUGAGGGGAAGCUUUUGCUGCAACAGAGGUCUGAUGCAAAGAUCACUUUCCCAGGCUGUUUUACAAACACUUGUUGCAGCCAUCCUCUUAGCACUGCAGCAGAAACGGAAGAGAAGGAUGCACUUGGUGUGAGACGAGCAGCCCAGCGCAGAUUAAAAGAGGAGUUUGGCAUACCUAUGCAACAGGUCCCUUUAGAAGAGAUGAAUUACUUGACCCGCAUUCAUUACAAGGCUCAGUCUGAUGGGAUCUGGGGAGAACAUGAAAUUGACUACAUAAUAUUUAUGCAGAAGGAUGUAACGCUGCAACCGGAUCCUAAUGAGAUCAAAAGUCAUUGCUACGUGACACAAGAGGAAUUGAAGGAACUGUUGGAAAAAGCAGAAAACAAGGAAGUGAAAAUCACACCAUGGUUCAAACUUAUUGCUGAGAAGUUUCUCUACACAUGGUGGGACAGUCUGCAUAACCUGAAGCAGUUCGUAAAUCAUGAGGAAAUCCACCGAAUGUAGAAUGCAUUUUACUUUCUAUUAAAUUGCCUUGCAAAGAGAGUUGCUAAUCAAAGUGUAGACUUGAGAAUCUUUGUAGAUCAUUGAAAUUGUGUUUGUUGAGCACAACUGGUGUUUACUCAGUGUGCAAAUAUGACCAAACUGGGGUAAUUUUUACAAAAAUGUGCAAUGACUACCUACAGUAAGUAUUCUGAAUCUGCUGCAAUUUAAGUGAAGAUUCUUCGACUGAUGUAUCAGUGGAAUGGCUGGCUGUAACUGGCAGGGAAAUGACAGGGUUUCUACAGUUCGUGGAAGAAAAAGAACUGCUAAUUUGAAAAGUGAUUUCAUAACUGCAAGGUAUUAACAUCAUUUGCUUACAAUUUAAAUGCUACAUAAACUGUUUAAACAUUUUUUUAGCUCUGAAAUGAAAUUUAUUGAGUUGAUGUACAACACAAGAUAAUACUGGGUGUUGUCUUCAUAAACAAUAUUGAUAUGUAAAAAAUGUGUUUUAAACAAGUUGGUGUUUUAAAAUUACUUUAACUGCUGAAAGUGAAUUAAUAAAGGUCCAAGGCUCUUAAACAAAAUA
Messenger RNA from Amblyraja radiata (thorny skate), 1865 nucleotides. It is a transcript of the gene idi1, whose product is annotated as isopentenyl-diphosphate delta isomerase 1. NCBI's taxonomy places the organism in Eukaryota, Metazoa, Chordata, Chondrichthyes, Rajiformes, Rajidae. Gene Ontology annotation, biological process: isoprenoid biosynthetic process; isopentenyl diphosphate biosynthetic process. Bases 422 to 1303 code for a protein of 293 amino acids. The record is from RefSeq and is a predicted model, not a curated record. Gene Ontology annotation, cellular component: cytoplasm. The transcript is spliced from 5 exons. Gene Ontology annotation, molecular function: isopentenyl-diphosphate delta-isomerase activity.